Molecule: messenger RNA, 1471 nt
Organism: Anoplopoma fimbria (sablefish)
Lineage: Eukaryota; Metazoa; Chordata; Actinopteri; Perciformes; Anoplopomatidae
Gene: tubd1
Product: tubulin, delta 1
Exons: 8
Coding region: 82-1413 (443 amino acids)
Biological process (GO): microtubule cytoskeleton organization; mitotic cell cycle
Cellular component (GO): cytoplasm; microtubule
Molecular function (GO): structural constituent of cytoskeleton; GTP binding
Source: RefSeq, a predicted model, not a curated record
UUUCAACUUCUGGCGGCUGCAGACUUCAGGCAGUGCGUCGCUUCUAGACAACACAGAUGCGGACAGCUGCGUGAUAAAAACAUGUCCAUCGUGACAGUCCAGCUCGGGCAGUGCGGUAACCAGGUGGGUCAUGAGCUGUUUGACGUCAUCAGCAGCGAUGCUCUGCAGGGACAGAGGAAGGUUUACAGCACAGCAGCCUGGGAGAGGUUCUUCCACCAAACCACACGUGGAGAGCUCGUAGCCAGGGCGGUGCUGAUCGACAUGGAGCCCAAAGUGAUCAACCAGAGUAUGAGCAGGGCUGCAAAGUCCGGCAUGUGGAGGUAUGGAGAGACUUCACACUUCAGCCAGAAGCAGGGCUCUGGGAACAACUGGGCCAAUGGGUACUGCGUCCACGGGCCUCGUCACAGAGAGGUGGUGGAGGAGCUUGUGAGGCGAGAGGUGGAGCGCUGUGACCGGUUAGCCGGACUCAUGGCCAUGAUGAGUGUGGCGGGGGGGACGGGGUCCGGCGUCGGUACUUAUGUUACCCAGUGUCUCCGAGACAUCUACCCCAAAACCUUCAUCAUCAACCACCUCACCUGGCCGUACGGGACCGGGGAGGUGAUCGUCCAGAACUACAACUCUGUGCUGACGCUGGCUCACCUCUACCAGCUGUCGGACGCCAUCCUGGUGCACGAGAACGACACGGUGCACAGGAUCUGCAGCCAGCUGCUCAACAUCAAACACAUCUCCUUCGGUGACGUCAACGGGGUGAUCGCUCACCAGCUGGGCAGCGUGCUGCAGCCGGCGCUCACUGCCGACUCCCAGGGAGUCUACAGCAGGAAUCCUCUGGGUGAGUUGGUGAGCGCCCUCGCGUGCCACCCAGAGUACAAGCUGCUCAGUGUGUGCACCAUCCCUCAGAUGCCCAGCUCCUCCAUGGCCUACAGCACGUUCAGCUGGCCAAGCCUGCUCAAACACCUGCGACAGAUGCUCGUCUCCAACACCAAGAUGGAGGAAGGUAUAGACUGGCAGGUGCGUCCGUCCGCGGGUUCGGAGCAGACCAGGAGUCUCCCGGGAUCCGGCUUCAACCGCUCUCUGGCCAACCUGCUCAUACUGAGAGGGAAAGACGUUUACAGCGCCGAGACAGGUAGCUUUGAGGACCCGGCCCUGUACACCUCCUGGCUCUCAUCAGAAGAAGCUUUCAACUUGUGGAAAUCCCCAGUGCCUUUUAAUAAGUAUGAGAAAUGUGCCACGCUGGUCAGUAACAGCCAGGCUCUGCUCCGACCUCUGGAUAACAUGGUGGGAAAAGCCUGGAACAUGUUUGCGUCCAGGGCCUACAUCCAUCAGUACAUUAAAUUUGGGAUCUCAGAGGAGGACUUUCUAGACAGCUUUACAUCUAUUGAGCAAGUCAUCUCCAGCUACAACCAACUGCAAUAGAAAUGGAGAAAACUAACGAGCACCACCUGGCCCUCUGGACUGUAUUUACCAAAAAGAA